AUGUAUUCAACAAACUCUUCGUCCAAAUGGUUGCCAUUGAAUCCGAUGAACGACUCGUCGCCACCGAUUAGUUACCAUCAGUUGAACAAAGAGUUGUUCACCGCCUGUAAGAACGGGGAUGUGAUUCGCGUCAAGAAACUCAUCAACUCUUCUAAUGUCAACAUUCGGGACACUUCUGGACGCAAAUCAACUCCUCUUCACUUCGCGUCCGGUUUUGGUCGCAAAGAUAUCGUCGAGUAUUUGCUUAGUUUGAAGGCUAAUGUGUCGGCUAAGGAUGACGGAGGCCUUCAACCGCUUCAUAACGCGUCCAGUUUUGGUCACGCAGAAGUGGUUGAGUUGUUGAUCAAGAAUGGCGCGGAUCCCAACGCCAAAGACAACUGGCAUUUCACGCCACUCAUGGAAGCGGCCAUCAAAGCAAAGAUAGAGGUUUGCAUUGCAUUGCUUCAGAAUAGCGCCGAUCCAAACAUUCUGAACGCCGACGGAAAGUCGGCCAUUGAUUUGGCCGAUCCCACGGCUAAGACUGUUCUCACCGGAGAGUAUAAGAAGGAAGAGCUGUUAGAGUCGGCCCGCAAUGGCAACGAAGAGAAACUCAUGUCUCUAUUGACGCCAUUGAAUGUGAACUGUCAGGCAAGCGAUGGGCGAAAGUCAUCGUUAUUGCAUUUGGCCAGUGGUUACAAUCGGGUGAAUGUGGUUAAACUGCUCUUAAGUCGUGGCGCCAACUGUCACGCGCAAGACAAGGGAGGUUUAGUUCCGCUCCACAACAGCAGUUCUUACGGUCACUUCGAAGUCUGUGAUAUCCUUAUAAAAGCCGGCGCCAGUGUCUCGGCUACCGAUCUCUGGCAGUUCACACCAUUACACGAGGCUGCAUCCAAGAUGCGCGUUGAGGUGUGUUCACUGCUCAUCAGUAAUGGCGCCGAUCCUUAUCUGCAGAACUGUCACGAUAAGAGCGCUAUAGACAUCGCUCCGACCCGUGAAUUACAGGAACGAAUUGCGUACGAAUAUAAAGGUCAUUGUCUUCUCGAGGCUAUACUUCUGGCAGAAGUGACAAAAGUGAAGAAAUACUUGACAUCAGAAAUGGUCAACUUUAAGCACCCGUUCACCGGCGAUACGCCUCUCCAUUACACAGUCCUCUGCUCUCACUCUAAACGCAAACAAAUUUGCGAUCUUUUGAUCCGAAAAAAUGCGAAUUUAAAUGAGAAAAAUAAAGACUUCUUAUCACCGCUUCAUUUGGCUGCAGACAACUCCAGGUUUGAUGUCUUGGAACUACUGCUCAAACACAGCGCCAAAGUGAACAUUUUGGACGGUUUGGGACAAACAGCGCUUCACCGAUGCGCUCGUGAAGACAAUGUGAGCGCCGCACAGAUAUUGCUCUCAUACGGCGCCGACACCACAAUCGUUAGCCUUCAGGGCUAUACCGCCGAACAAUUGGCUAAAGAUAAUGUGCAGAAGUUGUUGGCCAACCAUCGGUUGACCUCAACUGGAGAUACGGAAUAUAAACUGUUGGAAGCGUCGAAAGCCGGUGAACUGGAUGUUGUGAAAGCGAUUCUCAAAUCAUACCCACAUUUGGUCAACUGUCGCGAUCUCGACGGCCGACUCUCGACACCAAUACAUUUCGCCGCCGGUUAUAACCGCGUGAAUGUCGUCGAGUUUCUUCUCUCCCGAAAUGCCGACGUUUCGGCCAAAGACAAGGGAGGGUUAGCGCCACUCCAUAACGCUUGCAGUUAUGGUCACCUGGAAGUGGCGGAACUGCUUAUUAAACAUAAGGCUAAUGUGAACGCAACGGAUCUCUGGAAGUUUACGCCAUUACACGAGGCGUCGGCCAAAGGGAAGAUCGAUAUCGUGAAACUUCUGCUCUCCAACGGCGCCGACAAAGACAAGAAGAAUAGAGACGGCAAUCGAGCCAUUGAUUUAGUAAAAGAGACCGAUCAGGACAUACUGGAUCUGCUUAUGGGUGAGGCGGCCAUCUUGGAUGCGGCCAAGAAGGGUGACCUCAGCCGACUCGUCAAGUUAGUGACCGCCGAGAAUGUCAACUGCCGGGACUCGUCGGGCAGACACUCGAGUCCUUUGCAUUUGGCCGCCGGUUAUAACAACAUAGAGUGCACUCAAUUCCUUAUUGAAAAGGGCGCGGAUGUGAACAGCACUGAUAAGGGAGGCUUAAUACCGCUCCAUAACAGCGCAUCUUAUGGUCACAUAGAUAUCGCGGCUUUACUUAUCAAAUACAAUACAUCCGUCAAUUCGACCGAUCGCUGGGGUUUCACACCAUUACAUGAGGCGGCACAAAAAUCUCGGACCCAAGUCUGUGCGCUAUUGUUAGCUCACGGCUCCGACUGUUACCUUAAGAAUCAUGAAUCGCAAACACCUCUAGAUUUGGCGACCGCUGAUGACGUCAAGUGUCUUUUGAUGGACGCAAUGGCGCCGAACUCUGCAGUCUCGCCAUCAUCUGUCAUGUUAUCGAUGACCACAAAUGCCAAAGUAUUGGCUGUGAAUACAUCACCAAUGGAUCAAAAGAACACAUCCACCACUUCCUCUAAUCCAAACCUGAGCACAACUUUAGCCAAUCUUUCGCCUCAGAAUACAAUGAAUGCCAUUCAUUCUGAUAUAACAAGCAUUCCUUCGGCGCUGACUCUACUACUAUCGCAACGGAACAGUGAGAACGUGAACGGAGACAUCUCUCCAGCCAGUGGUCAGUGCGCUGACGGCACAUCCAAGAAGACUAGUGUCCAUUCAAUCACCAAUUAUUUACCACUUUCUACGUAUCCGUCCGUCAAUAUGAGUACAUUUCUCAGUGAUUUAGGAUUAGAGCACUUGACAGAAGUGUUUGUUAGCGAACAGAUCUCUUUCGAUAUCCUAUCAGAGAUGGGUCACGAAGAGCUCAAACUGAUUGGUGUCAACGCUUACGGACACAGACAUCGACUUCUUAAAGGCAUCGAAAAGGUGUUGUUGUCCACGCAUUCCAGUGCUCAGCAUUUGGUUCCGUUAAGUUCGGGAACAGUUAUGUCUGAUUUGAAUGCAAACGACAAGGAAUUUCAAGCGGUUGAGGACGAAAUGCAGACCACUAUUAGAGAACACAAAGAUAACGGCCAUUCGGGCGGUGUUUUCAAUCGAUACAAUAUCAUUAAAAUUCAGAGAUUAAGUAAUCGAAAGCUAUGGCAGAGGUAUUGCCAUCGAAGGAAAGAGAUAUUAGAGGAGAAUCACGACUACGCCAACGAACGCAUGCUUUUCCACGGCUCGCCGUUUCUCAACGCAAUCACUCAAAAGGGUUUCGACGAAAGGCACGCAUAUAUCGGCGGUAUGUUUGGCGCCGGAAUAUACUUCGCUGAGAACAGCUCUAAAAGCAAUCAAUACGUGUAUGGAAUCGGAGGCGGAACGGGAUGUCCGCAACACAAGGAUAGGUCGUGUUAUGUAUGUCGACGACAAUUAUUGUUAUGUAGGGUAGCGUUGGGUAAAUCAUUCUUCCAGUUCAGUGCGUUAAAGAUGGCGCACUCACCGCCCGGACAUCACAGCAUAAUCGGCCGUCCCAGCGGUGGAGGACUUACUUAUCCAGAAUAUGUGAUAUAUAGAGGAGAACAGGUAUUUACAGACACUCAUUGA
Molecule: messenger RNA, 3591 nt
Organism: Medioppia subpectinata
Lineage: Eukaryota; Metazoa; Arthropoda; Arachnida; Sarcoptiformes; Oppiidae
Source: the annotation of a GenBank genome assembly